Messenger RNA from Lipotes vexillifer (Yangtze River dolphin), 1479 nucleotides. It is a transcript of the gene FAM114A2, whose product is annotated as family with sequence similarity 114 member A2. The record is from RefSeq and is a predicted model, not a curated record. The transcript has 13 exons. Lineage: Eukaryota; Metazoa; Chordata; Mammalia; Artiodactyla; Lipotidae. The coding region runs from base 43 to 1479 and encodes 478 amino acids.
GGUGGCGGUGCGGAUGGCGGCGGGCUGGGCAAUGAUCUAAUCAUGUCGGAUAAAGAUGAUAUUGAGACUGAAGUGAUAACUGAAGCAACCUCCAUCCUUGAAGAUGAGAACUGUGAGCCAACCAAGAAUUUUGAGUCAGUUGACCAAAGUGCCAAGUCAGAGAGUAAAUCAGAACCUGUAGCUUCUACUCGGAAAAGACCAGAGUCCAAACCUUCCAGUGACCUUGAGACUUCAGACGUUCUCCCUGUUCAGACAUCACAGGCUGCAGGCAAAGAGACUGUUUCCAAAGAUGUACCCCAGACCGGAUGGGGCUAUUGGGGAAGUUGGGGCAAGUCCUUGCUCUCCUCAGCCUCAGCUACAGUAGCCACAGUAGGACAAGGUAUUUCAAAUGUCAUUGAGAAGGCAGAGACUUCCCUUGGAAUCCCUAGUCCCAGUGAAAUUUCAUCUGAAGUCCAGUAUGCAACAGGAGAGACAAAUGCCAAAGAGAAUGAAAACUCCUCUCCCAUGAGUGGGCCAUUUGGGGUAUUCUCUACCAUCUCUACUGCUGUUCAGAGCACAGGAAAGAGUGUUAUCAGUGGGGGUUUGGAUGCCUUAGAAUUCAUUGGGAAAAAGACAAUGGAUGUAAUAGCAGAAGGGGAUCCUGGAUUUAAAAGAACCAAGGGUCUGAUGAACCGGACUUCCACACUGUCUCAGGUUUUAAGAGAGGCAAAGGAGAAAGAAGAGUUAUGGACCGCCAAUGAGGUUACCAUGGAAACGGAUAAGAAAACUCAUUAUGGGCUACUCUUUGAUGAAUUUCAAGGCCUUUCACAUCUAGAAGCUCUGGAGAUGCUCUCCCGAGAAAGUGAAAUAAAGGUGAAAUCUAUUCUUAAUUCUCUAAGUGGAGAAGAAUUGGAGACUCUAAAAUUUGAAUUGGAGCAACUCAAAGAAGCAUUUUCCCUAGCAGAGUUCUGUGAGGAAGAGGAGGAAGAGAAGAAAGGGGAUGAAGACUUUACCAAAGAGAUAACAGAGCUAUUUUCCCAGCUGCAUGUCUCCUCCAAACCAGAGAAACUUACUAGGGCAAGAAAUACAGCCUGUGAAUGGAUCAGGAUAUCUCUGGCCAAACCAUUAGAAGAGAAGGAAGAAGGAAAAAAACAGUUGGAAGCAGAAAAAAUUGAGCAAAUCAAUAACAAUUCAAUAGAGGAUAUCCAUGCAUUUGCAAUCAGGAGCCUAGCAGAACUGACUGCCUGCUCAAUUGAACUGUUUCACAAAACAGCGGCUCUGGUUCUGCAUGGCAGGAAGCAGGAAGUAACAGCCAUAGAAAGGAGCAGAGCCCUUUCCCAGAUGACAGUUGUGUUGUGUAAAGAGUUGUCCUCUCUGUCUAAAGAGUUCACCACCUGCCUAACAACUGCUGGGGUCAAGGAAAAGGCAGACGUCCUUAAUCCGUUAAUCACUGCAGUAUUUCUAGAGGUUAGUAGUACUAAUUGUUUUUUAAGUCUCUAA